AUGAAGUUCACCGCUUCCAUUGCUGCGCUCGUCUUGCUGCAAGGCUUUGCCAUGGCCUUGCCGCAGCAGCCCGGUGUCCAGGCCGUUGGGGAGAACCGGCUUCCCCUGACGUACCCCAGGGCCAAGGCACCGCACAAAGGCGGCUCCUGCAAACCUAAACGUCCGACUCCUGUUGGCCCGGAUGUCCCCAAGAACACGACUCUGCCCGGCACCGAGCCCGGCGACAAUCCAGCCAAGCCUAGCCCUCCAGACGAGACGGGAGGUCGAGACCCCGGCGAGAUGAAGGACGACUACCCUGACAAAGACAAGUGUGGUCAAAUUGACAGCAAUGACUUGACAGCAUGCCAAUGUACCGGCUUUGCCGCGUUCCGUGCUGUUAAUCGGAUGGGUGUAACAAACUUCACCCAAUACGGGCAAUGGGGCGACGCGAAAAACUGGGCAAGUGUCGCUCGCCAAGGAGGUCUUACCGUCAACGACACGCCUGCACCUGGAGCCAUUGCCUGUUCUGGGAAGGGCCAGUAUGGACACGUCGCCUUCGUGCAUGCUGUGGAUGGUAACCAGCUCCAAAUCGAGGACUACAACGGAAUCGGGGGCAACGAAAGAUAUGGAAACGGGAAACAGCCCAAGUCUCAGUAUGACGCAUUCAUUCACUUUUAG
Molecule: messenger RNA, 657 nt
Organism: Metarhizium brunneum ARSEF 3297
Lineage: Eukaryota; Fungi; Ascomycota; Sordariomycetes; Hypocreales; Clavicipitaceae
Source: RefSeq, a predicted model, not a curated record